UUAAGUUAGCAAUGCAGACGUUCCUCCCAAAGACUCGGGAAUUAGAGAGGCUGGGCUCCGCUGGAGCUGUUCCGACAGAUUUGCAGUAUUAGUAGUAUAUUUAUAUUAUUGAUUUUCCUCCCGCUUUCCUUCACAAGAAAGGAUCUUUUAACCUGCGGGCGGGGGAAGAAGAGAGGGGUGCACUUUGCACAUGCUCAGAGGCAUUCUCUUAAACGAUUUCCGCCUUCCCCCGCCCCAAGUCCUAGGUGGGUGUGGGCGGGCUGGUGGGUGGGCGAUCCUUGCAGGAAAGGGUAGCGGGGCGCGCUUUGCACAUGCUCAGAAGGAGCCUGGCCUUCCCUGUUGCAUCACCCUCCGCCUGCCGGACGGACUUCUCGGCGCCUUCAGACGAGCUUGGCUGCGCUUCGCCAUCCGUUUCCGAGCACAACAUUUCCUCGAUCACCCUAGCUUUACCAUGGACGCUGGAGUUGAAAAGGGUGCAGAAGAGAAAAUUCAGGUGGUGCCGAAGGAGCGCCUCACCCUCCUUAAACAAAAGAGAGGAGAAGCUAAGCCUGAGAAGCCAGUGGACAGAAAGGAGAUGCUGAUUGACGACGAGAAAGUUAAAGUUGAAGCAUCAGCUGCCACUGAGGAGUUAAAGCAUGAGAAAUUGCAGGAGAGUCUUGGCGAUCUAUUAGACAUCGAGAAGGUUAAAGAAGAAAGCAGCAGUGACGAACUGAUGAUCGAGGAUCCUACGAAAGAGGAAUGUGGAAAAAGCAAUGAGGUGUUGCCGGAUUCCGAAGUGAUGGACCUGAAGAAAGAAAGGAAGGAAGAGGAUGGAGAAGAAGGAAAUAGCAGCGAGGGGAUGGUGGAUUCGGGAAGCAUUGAAAUCAGGGAAGAAGAGGACACGCUGGUGCAGAGACUUGAGGAGCUGAAACAGAAAUACGGUGAUCUGUGUCAGAACAGCCCUGCCUUCCAGGAGAUGAUGCUGAGACUCAAAGCCGGCUGGUUAGGCCACAGCAAGGAAGGGGAGCCUUCUCUGGGGAGCUCGGAGCGGCUGCAGCUGAACCGGAUGAUGUGGGGGGGAGACGAGGUCAGCUUCCCCCGGGGGGAAGGCCAGGCCGGAGCAUCCGAGGGCCACUCUCUGGACAGCCGGGGACCAAUUUCCAUCCCUUUCGGCAGGGGCUUCUUCGACUUCAGCGAGUUCGCCGUGCAGCAGAGCUUCCUGCAGAAGAAAGGCCCGGAGGUCUCGAAGGGCUUUGGGGUGGCGAGCCCGGGCGCCGAGAAGCCGCCCCCGGCCGAGAAGCCCUACAAGUGCAACGAGUGCGGGAAGAGCUUCGGCAAGCGCUCGACGCUGAACACGCACGGGCGGACGCACACGGGGGAGAAGCCCUUCAAGUGCUCCCACUGCGACAAGCGCUUCAGCCAGAGCUCCCACCUGCAGCUGCACGAGCGGACCCACACUGGGGAGAAGCCCUACAAGUGCCUCCUGUGCGAGAAGAGCUACAACCAGCGCUCCAGCCUCAUCAUCCACGAGCGCAGCCACACCGGGGAGAAGCCGUACACCUGCCUCGAGUGCGGGAAGAGCUUCAGCCAGAAGGCGACGCUGGUCCUGCACGAGAAGAGCCAUCGGGGGGAGAAGCCCUACAAGUGCCUGGAGUGCGGCAAGGGCUUCAGCCUGAGCGCCGACCUCAUCCGCCACCAGAGCAUCCACACCGGAGAGAAGCCCUACACCUGCUCCGAGUGCGGGAAGAGCUUCAGCCAGAACUCGCACCUCAUGGCCCACAUCCGGACCCACACGGGCGAGAAGCCCCACAAGUGCCUGGAGUGCGGCAAGGGCUUCAACUGGACCUCGGAGCUCAUCGCCCACGAGCGGACGCACACCGGCGAGAAGCCCUACCAGUGCCUCUACUGCGAGAAGAGCUUCAGCGUGCGCUCCAGCCUCAGCAAGCACGAGCGGACCCACACCGGGGAGAAGCCCUACAUCUGCCUGCAGUGCGGCAAGGGCUUCAUCCAGCGCUCCAGCCUGGUGGCGCACGAGCGCUCCCACACCGGCGAGAAGCCCUACAUGUGCCUCGGCUGCGGGAAGUGUUUCCGUGAGAGCUCCCAGCUCAUCGCCCACGAGCGGACGCACACCAGCGAGAAGCCCUACGUCUGCCCUGAGUGCGGGAGCUGCUUCAAGGCCAAGGCGGCCCUCAUCAGACACCAGCGCUGCCACCUGGGCGUGAACUCUUUCAUAUGCGCUGACUGCGGGAAGAUCUUCUCAUCGGCCGCCGAGAGCCCGGAGAAAUGCCCCGAGUGCGUCAACCUGGGCCUGAUGGCCGACCUCACACAAGCCUCCGGAGAGGCCUACCUAGAGGUGGGAGAAGGAGAAGGAGAAGGAGAGGACGGAAGUGAGGCUAAGAUGUGAGAAGCGUUUUUCCUUUCCUUUUGGCCGGUGACCUCUUGCACCCUUUUUCAGCUGAAAGGAUGGCAGCAAAGAUCUGUGCCACAGCUGAGGGUGAAGUCUUGUCUGGUCAGUGAAGGAAGAGCCGAUGGGCCUUUUCCAAACAUAGCUGUGAAAAGGAUGGGGCGGCCCUCCCCUCCAUUUUGGGCUAACUGCUUCCUUCUCUUUCCUCCUCUUUUUUCUGGCCCUACGGCUCACCCUUCUCCAUGUUGGGCUUCCUGAGGAAGAGGAGCUAUAGAGCUGUGAGGCUGCUGCCUAGCAACACCACACCAUGUUCUCCAUCAGUCUCCAAGGAAGCAGGAAAAGGCCUUUGCCUGGCAAGAACAGGCCCGUAUGCCUAACGGUUCUCUCCUUGUGGCAAAACAAUGGACAUUUCCAGACCACUGAGCAAGGAAAGCAUGGGGGGGGGGAGAAGAUUGUGUAUAAGAGGGAUGGUGACGUGGUUUGAGGCCUACCCCAUUUGUCUCCCCCCUCAAUCCUUGCCUAAUUUUAUCUGGUGAGGAGGAAGAGGAGGGUUUGGCCUGGGAAUUGGGCAGCCAUUUUGACAUUGAUUCAUGCUGUGGCUUGGCCCAGAUAACCCCCUCGCUGUCAAGCCUUAAACGGACUGCAACGUUGCUUGGAUUUGGCAAAUGAAUUUCGCCUGGGCUUUGAUUUCCACAGAAUAAGUUUAUGAAGAACUGCCCAUCAGGACAAGGGGGAUCCAAGCUGGGGUGGCAGAAUGGGAAUAGCACUGACCGGCAAUCUGAGCCGGCUGAGGUGCCGGUCCAUGUGUUGGCACAUGGCAAAGGAUUCGAAUCCAUGCCGGCCAUUUUAUGCUGAGAAAUGGGUUGGAACCGUGGCAGCAUAAUAGGAAUGGACCAGGAAUAGAAGCAGAUCUGGCUUUCUUUUUUAGAUGAAUCACGUUUUGAUUGUGGGAAAUGAAUUCAAUUUUUUGUCUUGUUUAGCACCUGGCUUGGGUAGCAGUCUCAACUAGCAGUGUAUGUGAUAUUAUUUAUUUUUAUAUAUGUACAUCUGUGAACUGUCUCCUCUUUGUCACGCUGAGGGUGGGCUUUUUGCUGGGGCAUCUGAUUUUGUUUUAUCACAUACUUUUUUCAAACAUCUCCUAACUGCUGGAAUGGACACAGGAUUGGACUUUGGUUUAAAGAUGGAGCAGGAUGCGGUGAUAGAAUCCAGAAAAGGGUCUGGCACCACCCCGCCCCUUUUGAAUCACACAGAUAUGUUUGGUUGAAAGGAGAAAGCUAGCAGAUAAGGCGGAAAGAGUCUAGCCCAGACCACUCCUUGCAAGGGAGUUUGUUAAGUGAGUAAUCAUUUUUUAAAAUGCGGCUCAGUAGAAGUUACAGCCCCAUUUUACACUUCAGGACUCUGCCACCUCAUUCCGUUCUUUGUGGAGACAAGGCCUUAGAGCAGAGAUGGGGAACCUCUGGCCUCAAAUAUGGUGUUAGGCUCCAUCUCCCAUCAACACCAGCCCACACAGCAUCUGGGCAUGAUGGCAGUUGUAGCCCAGCAACACCCGGGAGGACAACCGUUUUUUGCCGUUUCUGCCUCUGGAGACUGUCAACACCUCGUACCAGGUUCAGGGAACCUUUGGGUGUUGCUGAACUACAAUUCCCUGACUACUGGCCAUGCUUACUGGAGCAGUGGGAGUUGUAGUUCCUCACACCGGUUUUAGACAAUUGGGCACGAGCCCAAAGAAUCAUGGGAGUUUCUGUGAAAGGGACAAAAAAAGUUUCUCCAGCAAAUAAUUCUCCUCAGUAACCUUCCCCAACCUGAUUCCCUCCAAAUCUUGUUGGACUCCGGUCAUCCCUGACCAUUGCUGUGCUUCCUGAGGCAACCUUUGGCCCUCCAGAUGUUGAUGAACUGCAUCUCCCAUCAGCCCCCUCAAAGGUGACCCAGGAAUUGUAGUCCAGCAGCAUGUGGCAGGCUACCAUUUCCUCAUCUUGGCCUUAGAAGGCCCUAAAGGCCUCACAAGGUCAUUCCCACCCCCUUCACCCCACUCCUGAGCUUCUCAACUAGGGAUGGGGAUCUUGAGCGAUACUUUCCUCUCUACCACCGGUUCAACAAAUCUUGACUUAGAUUGACUUGGUUCAGAAGUAGUCCCUUUUUCAGAUGUGGGUACCAUUAUCUCAUGGCCCAGAUGCCUCGUUUGAAAGUAGAAAACACUGUCGGAUUCUCCCUUUACGUGACGAGCUUUCAAGCCAGGGAGAAGAGUGGAUUUAGAAGUCUGGCACCCACGGGCUU
This is a messenger RNA of Zootoca vivipara (common lizard), 4657 nucleotides long. RefSeq lists its product as uncharacterized. Gene Ontology annotation, molecular function: RNA polymerase II cis-regulatory region sequence-specific DNA binding; DNA-binding transcription activator activity, RNA polymerase II-specific. NCBI's taxonomy places the organism in Eukaryota, Metazoa, Chordata, Lepidosauria, Squamata, Lacertidae. Gene Ontology annotation, cellular component: nucleus. The record is from RefSeq and is a predicted model, not a curated record. Gene Ontology annotation, biological process: regulation of transcription by RNA polymerase II.